AUGACCAGCCCGAUCGAGGUCUCUGAGCUCAGAUUCCUCGUCUUCCAGGAGCUGGAGGCCUCGACACUGCGCUCGCUUCGACUGACGUGCAAAGGAUGGUAUCCAGAGGCCGAUCAGCUGUUGUGGUCGCAUGUGUCCAAGCUCGUGCCGCUGCUGCGACUCAUGCCUGAAGAUGCUUGGACAGAGGAUCUGUCACCGCGCACCUACGGCGGCCACGACCGCAAGAACUUCCGGUUUACGCGACCUCUGGCACUCCAAGAUUGGAUACCUGCUCUGAAACGUUCAAUCUUUGUGAAGGAACAAUGGAUCUUCCAUUGGGACAUCUUGCGACCCGCGGUCUGCGCGGAAUCCGUCGUUGGCGUCAUCAUCGCCUGCCCGCCCCCCUCUGUGCCACUCUUUCCUCAUAUGCGGUAUCUGCUGUUGAAUGGCAUGAAGGACCACGUACCAGCUUACCAGCGCCUCGUCGAAAUCCUAUACCCUCAGAAUAUGGUCACACAAAUCAGAGGCUCGGCAGACGAGGCGGACUUCUUCGAUCCCGGGGUUCUUCCAACAAGGUUUCACAAUCUGACGACCAUAUAUUACCUCAGUCUGUACGAUGAACGCUUUCCUCGCCGGGAUGAUGUCGCCUUGACGGGCGCCGACGUUGCGCAACGCAAUGAACUUCGGACUGCUCGCACUCUGGCCGCUUGCCCGUGUCUGAGAGAUGUCAGGCUGUACCCAGCGAAUGGAGCGGUCGCGCCCUGGAUCAUCAUCGCCCUGUCAUGCAGCACGUCCAUCCGUCGGCUUUGGCUCGACUUCCAGGAUCUCAAGAACGAUGAGAUUCGCAUCCCGGAGACAUACUGUUUCCCCCGAUUUCCCGCCCUUCGCAGUUUCCGUACAUCCCAGCUAACGCUCCUGUGUGCCCGGAGGCUGCUGAAUAGCGGCGGGCGAGAGUCCGUGGGCGAGAUAACAAUCCACCAAGAGCCUAGUAUCCCGGGUAAAGGGACUUUGUUCGUCACUUCGCGAGACGCGCUUCUCUCCAUCUUCCGCUCGCUGCACGAUCAGUAUGCGCCAUACCGAUCUCUGCGCUCCUUGUCGCUUGAGGGCACCCUCCCUGCCAUGGCGUUCACCUUCAGCGAUAUCCAGAUGUUCGCUGUGUUCCCGCACAUCACCUGCUUCGAGCUCGACUUCGAGUACGCGGAGAUCCUUCCGCGUCGGGGGGGGGGGGGGGGGGGGUACGCGAGUCCUGCGGUGUCGAAGGAGCCUGCCGUGCUCACGCUUCGCGCCCUGCUCGCGUUCGUCGAGCGGUGUCCGGAGUUUGCAUGCUUGACGCUGCCGAUGGACGCCACGGUUGUGCCUACGUUGCAACCGGACGCGAGUGGCCGGCCGCCGCGGUACUGGGCGCUCGAGGAGCUUGUGGUCCAGGACACGCCUAUCGUUAGCGGAGACGAGGUGGGGGCGUGGAUGGCCGCGACGUUCCCUGGGCUGCGCAAAGUCGUGUAUUAUAUUCCAGAGGUGGACUCAGAGGAAGAGGAGGAAGAGGGGGAGGAAGAGGAGGAGAUGAAAUUGCCCCAAGCGCUCCCCUCAGGAACAUACGGGGUGCCCGUACUACACAAAGUGCCAGAGGAAUACGAUGACGAUGCGGACUGGAGGUGGAAUGAGUGGCAGCGUGUCAAGAAGACGACGACAGGAAAGUCUGCAAACGUUUAG
Messenger RNA from Schizophyllum commune H4-8, 1689 nucleotides. RefSeq lists its product as uncharacterized. The transcript has 4 exons. The record is from RefSeq and is a predicted model, not a curated record. The coding region runs from base 1 to 1689 and encodes 562 amino acids. NCBI's taxonomy places the organism in Eukaryota, Fungi, Basidiomycota, Agaricomycetes, Agaricales, Schizophyllaceae.